AUGGUGCGAAUUACGGCGCCAGGUCAUCACUUAAUAGAAAACCCUUCUCUCGCCACCGUUGAUCUCACCGCCGGUCCUUCUCGCGUGGUAGCUACGCGUAGCCAUUCCCCCGAGGAAGCUGAUGGAGAUGGCAGUGAUCGUCAUUCUCUUCGCGGUUUGUUCUCAGACGACGGCGACUGCAAUACUUCAGACGGGGAAUCCCCACCCCUUAUCAAAAGCGAAGCGAAAGAAGAAACUGGCCUGGUUAACUUUCCAUCGGGGGCUCAGGGUUCAAGGCUUGGCUGCAAUAAAUGUGCGUUCAUCCUCUCCCUCAGGCUCUCCGGCUCGCUGACUGACGCCGGCGCAACAGUUGGACCGAUCAUCGUUGUCGACGACACGAUGGAACUUUGCGGUGAAGAGGAGCCGCACCCGGAUCAGCCUCCACACGUUGACGACAUCAGCCUUCCUUGCGAAGAUGACUCCUGUGGCGACCUUUCAUUGAACCACGUUACCCUCAACGAUAUUAGCCUCCAAGCCGUCAUUGCCGGCGGCGAGGCGCAAGAGGGAAACGACAUAGAAUAA
Arthroderma uncinatum is the source of this 561-nucleotide messenger RNA. RefSeq lists its product as uncharacterized. The record is from RefSeq and is a predicted model, not a curated record. Lineage: Eukaryota; Fungi; Ascomycota; Eurotiomycetes; Onygenales; Arthrodermataceae. The transcript has a single exon. Bases 1 to 561 code for a protein of 186 amino acids.